AUGAGUAGCAUUGAUGAACACAAAAGCUUGACAAAAAAUAAUGAAGAGAAUCAAAUUACAUUGUUUAAGAAGAUGAGCAGUACCGAGGAAUUCUUCUUGUCUAGAGAAUCACGGAUAAGUAAAGAUCGUCGAAGAUUCACGGUGGUGACAGUAUUUGAUGUGUGUCUUACAGCUUUAUUAUGGGUCAUUUCUACGGUAAGCAAAGGCGAUGAUUGGCCUGUAAUAUUUUUUCGUGAGGUCGACAUUUCUCAACCAGAUUUCAUGAAGCUUUCAUUGUUUGACGUUGUCAUCACAGCAGUUAUUCGUAUGUCUAUUCUCAUCCUUUUCUAUUCAAUCCUAUUAAUUGAACAUUGGCUUCCAGUUGCCAUCACAACAAUCACAACGACAAUUUUUCUCGUUGUGAAGGCAUUAUUCUUUUUCUCGCCAGCUCAGGAUAAUCUGCCUCAAUACACGGUAUUGGUAUCCUCAUUUGUGGUUGCUUGGUUCCAGCUUUGGUUGGUACCAUUUCAUAUGUUGCCACGUGAACGCGGUUAUAUGAUCAUGCCAAAAUAUAAUACAUCUUCAGAAGUCUCAGAACGAAAUGUGCAGAGUGAUGAGGAAUUCCGUUCAGCCAUAGAACGUUCUUCUGAUUCCGAUGAUGACAACUUAUCAGCGAUAUUGAUUGCAGGAAAAGUAUAUUCGAAAGCACAAUAUAUCAAAGAAGUAGAAAGAGCAAAUUUAACAGCUAAGGAGCUGUUAACAGAAAUCAGUACCUGGAAACUUUUACACAAGAGUAAUCCAGAAAUACGUGUAUCAAAAGAGAAGCAAGUUUAUUUUAUUCAGGAUACAGUUGCAUGCUCACCAAAAUCCCUCUUUAAAAUUAUUUGGAAAGAUACUAAAUUGUGGAACAAGCAAAUCAGCGACUUUAAAGUAUUACUUCAUAUUGAUCCCACUACGGAAUUGGUCUAUAUUACUACUGCCCCAAUACUGCGUGGAUAUAUUUCACCACGAGAUUUCUUGGAUAUUCGUAGAAUGAUGCUUGAUAUUGAAAAAGAUGUGUAUGAAGGAGUUUACGUCUCGGUGGAUUCUUCAAUUGUACCAUCAAAUGGAAAUCAGAAACUCAUACGUGGAAUUAAUGGAGCAAAUUAUGUUCGCGUGACACGUAGUUCUAGUGAUUCGAAAAUGUCUCAGAUUGAAUGGAUUCAGAAUAGUGAUGUCAAGAGCGGUAUUCCGCGACGUCUUAUCGAAGGAACGAUGUGUACCUUUUUCCAGAGUUAUAUGGAAGAUAUGAAAACAUUCAUUAGCAAUCAUCCCAAUGAUUAUCCAUAA
Molecule: messenger RNA, 1308 nt
Organism: Cercopithifilaria johnstoni
Lineage: Eukaryota; Metazoa; Nematoda; Chromadorea; Rhabditida; Onchocercidae
Source: the annotation of a GenBank genome assembly